Rhincodon typus (whale shark) is the source of this 3973-nucleotide messenger RNA. RefSeq names its product rho GTPase-activating protein 18-like. The record is from RefSeq and is a predicted model, not a curated record. Gene Ontology annotation, molecular function: GTPase activator activity. Gene Ontology annotation, cellular component: cytoplasm. Lineage: Eukaryota; Metazoa; Chordata; Chondrichthyes; Orectolobiformes; Rhincodontidae. Bases 36 to 1424 code for a protein of 462 amino acids. Gene Ontology annotation, biological process: regulation of actin filament polymerization; regulation of small GTPase mediated signal transduction; signal transduction. The transcript has 11 exons.
UUCCCAGUACCGCAAAGGAGAACUCGCCAGCUACGAUGGAGAACGUUAAGACAACAAAUAUCACUUCAAACACUUAUUCCCGUAUUCCGAGAGCAAGAAUGUAUGCGAAUUCCAUGCCGGCGGCUGUACGUAAUUGCCCACAUUCCAAAUUUGCCCAAAGGAGUGAGUCAAACCCUUCAAUUAUGAGCCAGAUGCAGAUGCAGCAUUUCCGAGAGCAGCUGUCUUCAGAUUGCUCCAGUUCUCAGGAUUCAUUAGACACCUUGUCAAUGGAUGACUUCUGGACUGAAGUAGAGAACAUUAAGGAAAGCCAUAGGACUGAACCAGAUGAAAAUUUGGAAGUGAAGACACCAGAUGAUAAUAAAAUUUUUGGUGUCCCACUCACACAUUUGAUUGAAAAUGAUCAGAAGAUUGACCCCAACACUAAAGUUCCAUUGUUCCUUAAGGAGUUGCUGAGCUGUCUGGAAGAAAACGGCUUGGAAACAGAAGGGAUUCUCCGCAUUUCAGGUUCUGUGGCUAGAAUAAAGAAUUUGCAAAAGGAUCUUGAUGCAAAUUUUUACCAAAAAUGUUUUGUCUGGAAAAACAUCCACCAAAAUGAUCUGGCAGGUUUAUUAAAGAUGUUUAUCCGUGAAUUGCCGUAUCCCUUAUUAACAGCAGAAUAUGUUACUGCUUUUGCAACAGUCAAAGACAUCUCCGAUCAAAUACAGAUGAUACAUGCCCUGAAUCUCCUUGUGGUGAUCCUUCCAGAUGCAUACAGAGCUACGCUUAAGCUUCUUUUAGAGUUUCUACGCAAAGUGAUUGAUAAAGAAAAGAAAAACAAGAUGAAUCUCUGGAACGUUUCAACAAUAAUUGCCCCUAACCUCUUCAUGCACAAAGGAAUUCCAAACAAAAUUCCAGAUGGCAAUGAAAAGCAGCAGGCAGAAAAAGCUGCAAAUGUUGUUCGGAUGCUCAUCCACUACCAAGACCUUCUCUGGACAAUUCCAUGUUUCCUUGUGGCACAGGUGAGAAAACUGAAUGAAAACAGCAAUAAGAAAUAUGAUAAGCGUCUAAAAAAUCUUCUAAAGAAGAUUCACACAGACAAACAUGACAAGCAACAGCAGCAGUUGAACAAAGUGAUAAAAAUUCAAGCCCCCCAAUUAUUGAAGGAUACAAUGGAAGUCCAACUGAAUUCUGAGAUUAUGGUCCGGGAUCUUGUGGCUCAGUUCCAGACACAAUUAAACUGCAGCAAUUGGGAUGCCACCAAUACUGAAGUCACACAAAGAAACAAUAGUUCUACUGAUUGUCCAGAGUUCUGCCUGUACGAAGUGGGUGGUAAUAUAGGUGAACACUGUCUUGAUCCUGACGCACUUAUCCUGGAACUGUACAGGAUUAACCCUCAGGCUGAGUGGGUUAUAAAGCAACGUGCAGCAUUGUCAAAAGGAAGCUAAAUUUUAGUGAACAUUCAUCACUUAAAUCCACAGAGUUUGCUGGUUGACUAAUAUCUGUACUUUGUUAUUGUUAAAACAAAGUUGUGACAUCACAAAACUAAAGAAAUAAAGCUGAAGUACUUUCUGAAGGUACAUCCUAGAAACAACUUAUUGAACAAAGUACAGCACUUUUACUAAAUGAUGGACACUUACCACUAAUUAAGAUAAAAACAGAUCAGCUCUUAAUUUGCUGGUAUGUGUAUGUGAAUUUGAUGACUUGAAUUUUAUAGAAAAUUUAUAUUUAACCCUGGCUAUUUUUGUGGACAUGUUGUGUAAGCACUGCCAAACAUUGCUAAGAAUAUUAUGAAAAAGACACACAAGUCACCUUGAUCACUUUAUAAAGUGUAUAUUUUCUUGGAAUGUUUUUAACUGUCUUUUGAAUGCCACCUUGGAACUACUUGGAGUAAAGGAACCUGUGAAGUGGAGAAAAUGCAGCAAAAUGAAAAGGUUCGGCUUGUGCCAAAAUGCAUGCUCAAUGAUAUUUAUUGAAGGACCACAGGAGGAAAAGGAAUGAGCAUAAAUCUGAACCUUCAGUUUAUUUGUCAAGAAGCCAUAUUUGACAGCAUGUAUCAAACUCUCCAGGAGCAAGAGGAUCUUUAGCUUGGACAAAGAAUUAUGACUCAGCACUUUACGGCUUUGUUACAGAGAAUUUGACACAAUCCAAGGCAAAAAUUCAGUAGUAUAAAAAUGCAAUAACUUUUAGGAAUUAUUGUGGACAAUAAUAUUUGAAAUCUGCAUAGCAUAUGUUUGCUUUCUUUGAGGCCACAGCCUCCUUCUACUUGCUCUUUGGCUUUUACUGUUGUACAAUCUAUCAUAUUAAUAUGUAUGUUUGGAACAUUUUUCUAUGCAUUGCUACGAUUGGAAUUUUUUUUCUAUUUUAAGUUUGUUUUAGUAACCAUCUCAAUGUUGUUUUAUUGUCAUUCUGUGAAUUGGCAAAGUUAUUUUUAAGAAGGUUAAAUAAUAUGAUCCUUACAAUAUUCACAAUUGUUCCAACUGCAAGAAUUAUUUUCAACUAUUGAGAAAUUAUUGCACUCUGCCAGUUUAGCAAUUAGUAAUCGACAAUCUUGACUGUGGCACAACAGAGUUCACAAAAAUGAAUUCCUGGAAUUUCUGUUACUCAGAUUUACCCAGAACUAGAAGAGUUAGAAACAACUGGUGGUACAGAUUAUAUAUUUAAAGACAAGAACUUUCUUCGUUCUUUAAGAUAUUAUUUUACAUAAAAUUGUGGAUGCAAUUACAGCCAAUAUUUAAAGUUAAACCGAACAAAGCAGCAGGUAAAGAGCAGCAAAAAAAAAUAAAAUUCAGUUGAGAUUGCAGAAUAUAUGGUAUUUUAGCAGCCUCGUCAGGCCAUAUAGCUCUGCUACUUUGUACUACUUUCCUCAGUGCAGCUCAGCUGAAAUCAGCCAAACCUAAACAAAAGAGUUUGAAAAUUAACCACAAGUUAUGUUAAAUGUAACUUGAGUUUCUGUACUAUACAAUACUUGUUUAAAAAUAUUGUGCUAGAGUCAGUCCUGGGUGUGCCCUCAGAUUGAAAUAGUCAGCAGGCAUGUUUCUGUUGAUUGCACCUGUUUAUUCCCAUAGAAGGAUGCGCUUCAAAUUCAGUUUAGUUAUUUUAAGCACAUGUUUUACAAGUUUCUACGUUUCACAAAAAAAAUGUCUAGUAUACAUCAAUGGAACUAGUAAAUGAUUCAGUUUUUUUAAUGACAUUGUCAUGAUUUUAAAUGAGGUUAGAGAGGACUAGAUAUUCUUGUUAAACAUCCUUUUCUUUCGAUAGGGUCAGUUCUACAGUCUGAAAUACACCGAAUGUUAAUACAAAGAUCAUGAAAAUAUGUUAUUGUAUUCCAUCAUGUGGUCUGAUUGUGCUGAUUCAUGGAAGAUUUUACAUUUGUAAUUAUGCAAAUAAGUUUGAUCCAUAACAUCACUUUGGAAUACAGUUUUCUGAGAACAUCUAAAGUGGAAACUUGACCCCAAAUUAGCCACUGAAUAUUUAACUUGUAGUUACACUAUUUAAAUUGGUAUUAAAAUUCUUGUUAACUAAUUGUAUAUUUGUAAACUGUAGCCUAACUUUGCAAGUUUUCCUAAAUUUGGGACAAGGUGCUAAGCACAUUAUAAGAUCAGUAAAUCCUGCACAAGCAAAAUAUUGACUGGAAUUUUUAAAUAGUAAUGAUAGUAAAAUGAACAGUGUUCACAAUCAUUUUGUCCUUAAAAUGACAGCAACUUCCAGAGUCUGCUCAUGUGUGGUUAAAUGUGGAAAUUUAAAUGUUGCUGUCAGUGAUUCAUUGCUUCUCCUUAAGGUGCGCUGCUGAAGUCCCUACAGACUGCAGUCAAUUAGAACAAAUUGAUGACAACUUGUCCUGUUGCGCUGUAAUAUCAUUUAAGAAUAUCUCUAAAAACUAUGCCUUGCUAAUGAUGUGUAACUGUGUCUCCAAUGACAAACUAAGUCCUUACUCCUGUUAAACAUCAUCUUGGGCCCUGGAAAUCUACUUUUAUAUUUAUGUAAUGUAAUUUGU